AUGACUGAGUUUGGAGAUUUUAUAAGUGCUCUGGGGGAGUUUGGGCUAUAUCAGAAAUUGCUGGUACUGUUCCUCUCCCUCCCACUACUUCUUAGUCCUUUCCAAAUGAUUGGCCAAGUGUUCAUGGUUGUGGAUGUGCCUCAUCACUGCGACACCAGCUGGAUCCGUGCCGUCGGCCCCAACCUGACGGAGGAAGAGCAGCUGAACCUCACCCUGCCCCGGGACAUGGACGGGGCGUACGAGCAGUGCUCCAUGUACUCGCCGGUGGACUGGGACCUCGGCUCCAUCGUGGCGUACGGCCUGAACACAACAGAGAAAUGCAGCAGUGGUUGGGUGUACCCCUCAACACAACCACCAUCCCUGCUGACCGAGUUUGACCUGGUGUGUGACAGGAAGGACCUGAACGACAUCUCCCAGUCCAUCUACAUGCUGGGGCUUCUCCUAGGAGCCAUGAUCUUUGGGCCACUAAGUGACAGGAUAGGCCGUCGGCCAAUCUUUCUGAGCUCCAUCCUCCUCCAGGGCUUGUUUGGUGUAGGAAUUGCCUUUGUGCCCCAUUUCUAUGUGUACAUGGCCUUCAGAUGUGUCGUGGGGGCUUCGGUGUCAGGAAUCCUGAUUACUACCUUGGCCUUGGCUACCGAAUGGGUUGGUGUCUCCUCCCGGCCAAAGGCAGUGCUUAUUUCCCACUGCUUUGUCGCCAUCGGACAGAUGCUUUUGGCUGGCUUGAGUUACGGUAUUCGCAACUGGAGGCUGCUGGAAAUUGCAGGAUCUGCUCCAAUGUUUUCCUUUUUCUUCUACAUCUGGGUGCUACCAGAAUCAGCUCGGUGGCUGGUGACAAAAGGCAGAAUAGAAGAAGCUAGGAAGGUCCUUCAGAAGGCAGCAUCCAUCAACAAGCGCACCAUCCCACCAGGACUCCUUGAGCAGUUGAAGCCUGAGACGCAGACCAAGUCUGGAAGUACUCUGGAUCUCUUUCGGAAGAAGCACCUCCAGAAGGUGACUUUAAUCAUGUCGUGCGCCUGGUUUGCAGACAGCCUUGUCUACUAUGGGCUGAGUCUGAACGUGACAAGUUUUGGUCUGGACAUCUACCUGACGCAGCUUGCUUUUGGGGCAGUGGAGUUACCAGCUCGAUUUUGCUGCAUUUUCCUGCUGCAGUGGUUUGGGAGGAAGAAAACCCAGGCCGUUCUCCUGCUGCUGUCUGGCCUGAUGUGUCUCGUCAUCACUGGCAUCCCUGAAGACCAGCCCGUGGCAACCACUGUCCUGGCCAUCAUUGGCAAGUUUACGGCCACGGCCUCCUUCUCCACCUCCUACGUCUACUCUGCAGAGCUCUUCCCUACAGUCGUCAGGUGA
Molecule: messenger RNA, 1344 nt
Organism: Aptenodytes forsteri (emperor penguin)
Lineage: Eukaryota; Metazoa; Chordata; Aves; Sphenisciformes; Spheniscidae
Product: solute carrier family 22 member 13
Exons: 8
Coding region: 1-1344 (447 amino acids)
Biological process (GO): transmembrane transport
Cellular component (GO): membrane
Molecular function (GO): transmembrane transporter activity
Source: RefSeq, a predicted model, not a curated record